AUGGGUUGUUGUUGUGGUUGGAAGAAGUUGUAUGGCAUCGGUAGUUCACUUUCUGCACCAAUGUUACCACUCUCACCCUUUCGCCCUCUCUCUUCUUCUUCUUCCUCCAUUUCCCCACUAGUACAACACCAACAACAACCAAAGCCACAACUACGAAGCUCACAACUCGUAGCAUUGGAAUACGCUGACCUCAACCUCUCCAACAAUUUGGAACUGGGUCAUGUCAGAAUCAGGCAACAUGUUAAUCCCCUCAGUUCUUCUUUCGCUACUCCUGCACAAGUACCAGACUGGAACCAGGUCUUUGCAGACCCUGGAUUGCCACUCAUGGUAGAUAUUGGAUGUGGCAGUGGCAGGUUUCUUAUGUGGCUUGCAAAAAGAACACCUGAAGUGAGAAACUAUUUGGGAUUGGAAAUAAGACAGAGGAUGGUCAAGCGUGCUGAGUUAUGGGUAAAAGACCUGGCUCUAGAUAACAUAUAUUUCUUGUUUGCAAAUGCCCCAAUUUCUUUCAAGCAGUUAGUAGAAUCAUAUCCCGGGCCAUUGCAGUUAGUUUCAAUUUUGUGUCCAGACCCUCAUUUCAAGAAAAAACAUCAUAAAAGAAGAGUUCUGCAGAAGCCUUUGGUUGGUGCUAUUGUAGACAACUUAACUCCUGGGGGACAGGUGUUCAUACAGUCUGAUGUGGUUGAAGUGGCACUUGACAUGAAAAACCAGUUUGAUGAAGUUGAUGCACUUAGUCACAUAGAUGCUUUAAACCCUGCUAUACUGUGUGACCGUGAAGGAUGGUUAUUAAGCAACCCUAUGGGGAUUAGGACUGAGAGAGAGAUUCAUGCAGAAUUCGAAGGAGCAAAAAUCUAUCGAAGGUUGUACGAGAAGAAGCAGAUGUGA
Vicia faba (fava bean) is the source of this 882-nucleotide messenger RNA. Lineage: Eukaryota; Viridiplantae; Streptophyta; Magnoliopsida; Fabales; Fabaceae. The record is from the annotation of a GenBank genome assembly.